AGAGAGCGCAACCGAGCCCCAGGCGGAGCCGGAGCCCGAACCCCGCGGCCGCACCUCCCUCGCCGUCCGUGCCCAGAAUCUCGCACUGCCGCCGCCCUGCCGCCCCCGCCGGCCGCGCCAUGACCCGGGCAUGAGCCUGCCCCGCUGCCCGCCGAGCAAACGCCCCCGGCCCGGGCCUCGACGCCCAGCAGGCGCCUGGCGCAGGAGCUGCUAGAACAAUGCUGAGGCGGGUGAGGUGAGGAGGUGAACAGCGGCCCCCGACGGACAGGUGAUCCCUGGGAGCCCGAGGCAGAACUGGAGCCCGGGCCACCUGGGUCCCCUCCCCUCCCCUGGGCCAACCGGGCACCCCAGAGCCGGAGAGGCAACCAUGGCGACCAAUUUCAAUGAUAUCGUCAAACAAGGCUACGUGAAGAUGAAGAGCAGGAAGCUGGGGAUCUACCGGAGGUGCUGGCUGGUGUUCCGGAAGUCCUCCAGCAAGGGACCCCAGCGGCUAGAAAAGUAUCCAGAUGAAAAGUCAGUGUGUCUCCGAGGCUGCCCCAAGGUGACUGAGAUCAGCAACGUCAAGUGUGUCACGAGGCUCCCCAAGGAGACCAAGAGGCAGGCAGUGGCCAUCAUAUUCACUGACGACUCGGCGCGUACCUUCACCUGUGACUCAGAGCUGGAGGCUGAGGAAUGGUAUAAGACGCUGUCUGUGGAGUGUUUGGGGUCCCGGCUCAAUGAUAUCAGUCUGGGAGAGCCCGACCUCCUGGCCCCAGGGGUGCAGUGUGAGCAGACAGACCGCUUCAAUGUCUUCCUGCUGCCCUGCCCCAACUUGGAUGUGUACGGCGAGUGCAAGCUGCAGAUCACACACGAGAACAUCUACCUCUGGGACAUACACAACCCCCGCGUGAAGCUCGUCUCGUGGCCGCUCUGCUCACUGCGCCGCUAUGGCCGGGAUGCCACACGGUUCACCUUUGAGGCCGGCCGGAUGUGUGAUGCCGGGGAAGGGCUCUACACCUUCCAGACGCAGGAGGGGGAGCAGAUCUACCAGCGGGUGCACAGCGCCACCCUUGCCAUUGCUGAGCAGCACAAGAGGGUCCUGCUGGAGAUGGAGAAGAACGUGAGGAUGCUGAACAAGGGCACAGAGCAUUACUCGUACCCCUGUACGCCCACCACCAUGCUGCCCCGCAGCGCCUACUGGCACCACAUCACGGGUUCCCAGAACAUCGCCGAGUCCUCCAGCUAUGCCGGUGGGUUGCUGGCGAGCCCUGCACCCUGGGGAGAACGGGGCCUGCUUGCCCAAGAUUCUGCUGACUUGGAUCCGAGUUCUGAGCCUGCUUCUAUGCCCAUAGGUGAGGGGUACGGGGCGGCCCAGGCCAGUUCCGAAACGGACCUCCUCAACAGAUUCAUCCUGCUAAAGCCAAAGUCUGGCCAGGGGGACAGCAGUGAGGCCAAGACCCCAUCCCAGUGACGGCAGGGCUGGCACGCACCGACGACUGCUGGGCGGCCCACCUCAGGGCCAGUCUCAAGGGACUGUUAGCCAAGAGCCUGACAGGAGGGAGCAAGCUCUUCCCUGUUUGCCCCCCCGAGAAGGGUGAGGCUGGGCCAAGGCAAGGGGCUGGCCAUACCAUCUGAGCAUGUGUGAGGGGCUGGAGCUCCAUGGGACUAUAUACUGUUAAUGAUUUUAAUAUAUAUGGCUUAUGACAUAUUCUAUAUUAAUGAAAUUUCUCCCUCUGUCCCUUCCUGCCAACACAUACAAGUUUUUUAAUCCCGUGACCAGGCCACGGUCAAGGCUAUUGUCGAGCAGUAAGACAGCAGUUAUCCUGUCCUGUCCAGGGCUGGAGGGAACAAUCAGAACUCAAGGCUGGCGCUGAUGGCUGGCUUCUCCCAUGCAGCUCAGGGGCCAGGAUGGCAGUUGGCCUCUCCACUCCUCGGGCUUAGAGUGGCACAGAGAGGACCUCAAAUUCCAUUGUGCUGCUGGGCAGCCUUGUACUUGGGAGUUUUAAGCAGAGGCAGCAUCUGCUUGGAAAUGUGAGUUCAGUGUAGACUCCUCCCUGUGGUGCAGGCUGAAAAGGUGCCCUGGGGUAGGGGCUGGUACUUAUCCUGUCCCUGGGGGGCAGGGAGGGCACCCCAACACUUGGUCCUGGGUGUGGCCGCCCUGUGGCCACCCAGAAGCACUCAGAAACCAGCCCUUCCCCUGCCCUCCCCUUAUGGUGCUGAGGCUCCCUGCUGAGAUGCAAUUAAAGCAAUUGAUUUUCUAGUGCUGGUAUUUAUUGACUACCGA
Ochotona princeps (American pika) is the source of this 2263-nucleotide messenger RNA. It is a transcript of the gene DOK4, whose product is annotated as docking protein 4. Gene Ontology annotation, cellular component: cytoplasm. The transcript is spliced from 8 exons. The record is from RefSeq and is a predicted model, not a curated record. Lineage: Eukaryota; Metazoa; Chordata; Mammalia; Lagomorpha; Ochotonidae. Gene Ontology annotation, biological process: cell surface receptor protein tyrosine kinase signaling pathway; positive regulation of MAPK cascade. The coding region runs from base 368 to 1450 and encodes 360 amino acids.